CAGUAGUCUAGUAGUAGAAGGGGUCGUCUAAAUCACUGUUACUAUAGGAGAAUUUCGAUAAAACCCACUGAGCUGAUCAACUUUUGCCAUUAUAUUAUAGAGGGAAGAGAUAAAAUAAUACGAAAGAAAAGGAAACCUGGGCCAUAGGUUUCUCAUCCUCACUGUUUCCUUCUACACCGGGGUUUUAGUCUUUUUAUUAUUUCUAUAUAUAGGGGUUUAUUUCUGAUCUGAUUUUUCUCUCUUUUUUUGGGGCGAUAUUUUCUUGCUUUUUGCUUUCUCUCAAGAGCAAAGGAAGAGGAAGAGAAGAAGAGGGAUUAGAGAGAAACAGAGAAGGGGUUGGGUGCUGAGAUUUAUGUCGGCAAGAUUCCAAUCGAGUUUUGAGAAUAUUGGGGCUUUAUUGAAGAAGCUCUGCUGGAUUUCAGUUUCCUCUGCUGUUCUGUUAUUGGCUAUCAACAAUCAGAAAUCCCUCUGCUCUGCGAACCGGCCGAGCUCUUCUCUUCUUUUCCCAACUGCUUCGAUGCGUUUGAGGCCCAAAAGGACUUGUUCUGGAGUAGAGUGUUUUGGGGGAUUUCACAUAAAGCGAUAUUUAUCACUUUUUUUGUUCUUCAGAGGGCCUCAUACCUGAUAUACAUCCCCUUUUCUUUUUAUUUUUUUUUGGAAGAAUUUAAAUUAUCUUGGGUAGCUGAUUUUUGUUUAAUAUUCUGUUGCGGGGAUAAAAGCACAUUCUUGGGGGAUUUUCUGGGUAUUUGAUUCAGGGAUUUGGAGUUGAGUGAUUGAAAGAAAAAGGAAAAUAAAAAUGCCAGAGCCUCGGAGACAAGUCAUACUGAAUCAAGAGCAUCAUAACAAGAGGCCAAAAAUCAUGGCUGAACCCACCAGACCUGUGAGGAAGAUUCGGGUGUUUUGUGACGACCCGGAUGCUACUGAUACUGAUUCAUCAGAUGAUGAAAGGGUGAUUGAGAAGAAGCCUAAGAGGUUCCUUAGGGAGAUUAUCCUCCCUAUUGUGGAGUUGAAAAGUCAACCCGGUCAGCCUGUGGCUGUGGCUCUUGCCCCAGAAGCUGAAAAUUCCUGUCAAGAGAGCAAUAAUGGGGAGAAAAACAACCCCAAGAAAAAGAAGGGUUUAGCUAAACCAUUGAGUCAACCUCAAUCAAAGCCUUCCUCUACCAAACGCAAAGGUGUCAGGCAGAGGAAAUGGGGCAAAUGGGCUGCAGAAAUUCGCGACCCGUUCAAGGGAAAGAGGAUCUGGUUGGGUACUUAUAAUUCUCCGGAGGAAGCUUCAAGAGCCUAUGAAGCUAAACGACUUGAAUUUGAAGCUAGGGCCAUGGCUGAUCAAAAUGCGUCUGAGAAGUGUUCUAAUGUCAAUGACGAUAAUAAUAAUAAUAACCAGUCUAGCUCAACGGCGGUUUCGCAGCCACAUAAUCAGAACGAAGCUCCUGCUUGUGUAUCUGAGGACUCUGCUGAAAGCCUGGUAUCGCAUACAUCUCCGGCGUCUGUCCUCGAGUUGGAUUGUUUGACCUCAUCUGCAACUCCGGCUAUGGCUUCUGUGGAUGGUGAGAAGCAAGAUGAAGAAGAAAAGGUGAAAAAUGUUGCUGAGGGAACCAAAGUUGUUGAGCAAAAGGUGCCUGAUCUGGAUUUAAUGAUGGACGAUGAGUUGUCAUUGGUUGAACUAGCUCAGGGAAUGGAGCUGGAUUUUGAGCUAAAUUCUCUGUUCAUGGGAGAGGAGGAGUUUGGACAGCCUCUUGGAGACUUUGUCAUUGGUGACAUUGAAGACAUACCAAUCUGUGGCUUUGAAGAUGAUCAGCCAAGUGCUUUGCCUGAUUUCGACUUCGAUUUCGACUUUGAUGCUUGCAAUGAAGCCUUUUCAUGGAUGGAUGAUGGGCCAGCCCUGAUGAAUGGAGCAUCACCUCUCGAAAAUCAACAUAGCGUGCCCAUAAGUUUUGCAGCAUAAGUUUUGCAGUAGUAGGAAUUAAUUUAUUAGCAGUAUAGCAUUUAGUUAUUAGUGGAGUAUUAUCUAUCGAAGGAGUUGAUGAGGAAGUUUAAUCCCAAGGGAUGUGUAUAAAGUUCUUUGGGAAAAAAAUGGUUUUGUCCGAGCGAGUUUAUUUAUUUGUUUGUCUGGCCAAAAAAAAAAA
Coffea eugenioides is the source of this 2126-nucleotide messenger RNA. Its product is annotated as ethylene-responsive transcription factor ERF118-like. The transcript has 2 exons. Gene Ontology annotation, biological process: regulation of DNA-templated transcription. The coding region runs from base 797 to 1945 and encodes 382 amino acids. The record is from RefSeq and is a predicted model, not a curated record. Lineage: Eukaryota; Viridiplantae; Streptophyta; Magnoliopsida; Gentianales; Rubiaceae. Gene Ontology annotation, molecular function: DNA binding; DNA-binding transcription factor activity.